Pogoniulus pusillus (Red-fronted tinkerbird) is the source of this 542-nucleotide messenger RNA. RefSeq names its product NADH:ubiquinone oxidoreductase subunit A5 (gene NDUFA5). The transcript is spliced from 5 exons. The record is from RefSeq and is a predicted model, not a curated record. NCBI's taxonomy places the organism in Eukaryota, Metazoa, Chordata, Aves, Piciformes, Lybiidae. Gene Ontology annotation, biological process: respiratory electron transport chain. The coding region runs from base 86 to 436 and encodes 116 amino acids.
CGCUCGGAUCCGCGGCCGCGCAGGCGCUUGCCUGAAUCGCACCCUGCGCUGAGAGGCGGGGCGCAGCGUGCCGCGCUUUGCGGCCAUGGCGGGGGCACUCCGGAAGAGCACUGGACUCGUAGGAUUGGCUGUAUCGGAAAACCCUCAUGAGCGCCUGCGGAUACUCUACACAAAAAUCCUUGGUGUCCUGCAGAAUAUUCCCAAGGAUGCAGCAUAUAGGAAAUACACUGAGCAGAUUGUAAAUGAACGAUUUAGUUUGGUGCAGAAGGAAACCGAUGUGCAAAAACUACAGGACAAACUGAACAGCGGUCAAAUAGAAGAAGUCAUUGUACAGGCUGAAAAUGAGCUUUCCCUGGCAAGAAAAAUGAUACAGUGGAAACCGUGGGAGCCUCUAAUUGAAGAACCUCCUGCUGACCAGUGGAGAUGGCCAAUAUAAUUUUCAAAAUGGUGUAACCUCUUGAAAGUUUAACGAAAAAAAGUUAAUUAUUAAUCUAUUGUCACUGACAGUUGUCUUUAAAUUAAAGAUAAUAGCUUCAUAAAAA